Sebastes umbrosus (honeycomb rockfish) is the source of this 1572-nucleotide messenger RNA. Its product is annotated as phospholysine phosphohistidine inorganic pyrophosphate phosphatase. The transcript is spliced from 7 exons. Gene Ontology annotation, cellular component: cytosol. The coding region runs from base 28 to 870 and encodes 280 amino acids. Lineage: Eukaryota; Metazoa; Chordata; Actinopteri; Perciformes; Sebastidae. The record is from RefSeq and is a predicted model, not a curated record. Gene Ontology annotation, molecular function: inorganic diphosphate phosphatase activity; phosphatase activity. Gene Ontology annotation, biological process: dephosphorylation.
CAGCCUAUCGCAGUACACUUUACGCACAUGCGCUGUAGAGGCUACCAUCUCGUCAUGGCUGACACUGGCUGGCCGGGCUGUGCGAGGAGUUUGAAAGGCGUCGUAUUGGACUUGUGUGGCGUUUUAUAUGACAGCGGGGAGGGCGGCGGGGUUGCCAUUCCUGGCUCGGUUGAAGCUGUGAAAAAGCUCAAGGCGUCUGAUCUGCAGCUGCGCUUCUGCACCAAUGAGACCCAGGCCACCAGAGAGAAGUUUGUAGCCAAGCUGCAGAGACUGGGCUUUGACAUCUCAGUGUCUGAGGUCUUCUCUCCUGCUCCUGCAGCAGUAGCUGUCCUCAAGGAGAGGGGGUUACGGCCCCACCUGCUGGUGUAUGAUGGACUUCUCCCUGAGUUUGACAGCGUUGACAAGACCGACCCAAACUGCGUGGUGAUCGGAGACGCAGCUGAACAUUUUACCUACCAGAACCUGAACGAGGCAUUCAGGGUCCUUAUGGGCCUGGAGAAGCCAGUGCUGUUCUCUCUAGGCCAAGGGAGAUACUACAAGGAGACAGACGGUUUGAAGCUAGAUGUCGGGGUGUACAUGAAAGCUCUGGAGUAUGCCUGUGAUUUAAAGGCUGAAGUAGUUGGAAAGCCAUCCCCAACCUUCUUCCAGAGUGCUCUCAAUGACAUGGGGCUGCAACCGCAUGAGGCACUGAUGAUUGGAGACGAUCUGGUGAAUGAUGUGGGCGGGGCCCAACGCUGUGGCAUGAAAGGCGUACAAGUCAGGACCGGCAAAUACAGGCCCAGCGACGAGAGGCACUCGACUGUGACGGCUGAUGGCACCGUGGACAACCUGGCCCAGACCGUGGACCUGAUCCUCAAUCAGAGGCACUGAGUACACUGGAAACUCUCCAACUCACUGUGACCCUGCAUGAUACAGGCUGGUGCCCAGUAGUAUUUUCAUAUAAAUCUUAAAGUGUUGUUUCCAGUAGGAAGGGUGUACUGCAUUGAGGUAACAUGUCAAACCAGUACAAUACCAUCCAAGCACUGUAUAUCCUUUCAACUGUCAUUGUACUGUCAAAUGUGGGAAACACCCAGACGCCUGAUGCUUCACAUACUGUGAAACAACCUAGAAUCAAAUUUGCAGAACUCAGUCUACAAGAGAUAAGCUUUUCUUGGGCACGUUAGGGCUGCGCUGUUCAUUUGUCAGUACAUGAUUGGCAUAGAUAAGGUGACACGAAUGUUCCUGUAACCAGCUGCUGACUGACAGUUAUGAGGGUAAAUCAAGGCCGUCUGUCUGUUCAGACUCCCUGCUAUUGUUUCACAAUCAAAUUCUUCGAGGAGUUACGGUACAUGGAGACAGUUUGUAGUCAAACUGGAAAAUGCACAAUUGAAUGCAGCUGUAGUUUAUUUUGCCAUAAAUCUAACAUUAAUUCAUUUUAAGAAGCUGGUUAUAUGAAGGUAAGGUACUCUCUUACGACGGAGUAUUAGGGCCACAUUGAGGAAAGAAAAAUAAAUCUGAGAUUUCCAGAGUAAAGUCCUAACAUUACGAGAAAAAAAGUUGUAUUAUGAGAAUAAAGUCAUAAAUGUAAGAGAA